CACACACACACGCACACGCACGCACGCGCACGCACCAGCCUCUCUGUCUCAGCCUCAGCCUUACUCUGGAAAGGAGCGUUCUCUCUGCUCUCCGGGCUUUCCUUUGCCUCCCCGCCCAUCUGUGCUGUCAGCAGCGCCAGCAAAGUUGGCCUCAAACUUGAACAGCGCUGAAGGCUCCGGCAUCUGCAGGGGAGGCAGCAGGCCUUGGCCUCCCACCUCGGCUGGCCUUGAGAGAAGCCCCUGUGAACCGGCUGGCGCCUUGCGGGCCUCUUGGUUCCCUAGGGGUGACAUCUCUGCUCCUGCCCUGGAGACAACCCUCUCCUCAACUCAGUGUGGGCUGGGGAAUGGUAUGCUGAGAUCUCUCUGACGCCCCAGUGCAAGCUUAGAGCCCAAGACCUGGUCCAACAUGGCUAAUCCAGUGCAGCCUCAGUUUCCCCGGUCUCAGGAGCUGGGCUCCACCUCACCAUUGGACCUGCCCGAGAUGGAGAAGCUUCUGACCAAGGUGGAGGACAAGGCUGACACAACCCUGAAUCUGUCCAAGUCCCUGUCGGGCGCCCUGGAUCUGGAGCAGAAUGGCCACAGCCUGCCUUUCAAGGUGAUCUCCGAGGGGCGCCGGGAGACCUCACACCCCGGCUCCCCUUCCCGGGUCAGCUCAAGACGAGCAUCCUCCAUCGUCACCACCUCCUAUGCCCAGGACCAAGAAGCCCCGAAAGAUUACCUGGUCCUUGCCAUCGCCUCUUGCUUCUGCCCCGUCUGGCCCCUCAACCUCAUCCCCCUCAUCUUUUCUAUAAUGUCUCGAAGCAGCGUGCAACAGGGGGACAUGGACGGGGCCCGGAGGCUGGGCCGCUUGGCCCGGCUGCUAAGCAUCACCUUCAUCAUCCUGGGGAUCGUGAUCAUCAUCGUGGCUGUCACUGUCAACGUCGCAGUUCAGAAUAAAUAGAAGGAAGCAGGGAGCCGUGCUAGCAGAGGCAGAUGCUGGCUAGCUCUGAACCCACAUACUUUGCCUACCACGGGAUGGCGGGAUGGUGGCUGCCAAGUGUCCACCCAUUUCCAAAAGCACAAUCUUGGAGGGAAAACCCAAGACACCCCAUUAUCAGCCCACACCAGAUGGGAAUAUGUGACGGAAAGAAGGAAGGAAAGAAGGAAGGAAGGAAGGAAGGAAGGAAGGAAGGAAGGAAGGAAG
Perognathus longimembris pacificus (Pacific pocket mouse) is the source of this 1183-nucleotide messenger RNA. It is a transcript of the gene Trarg1, whose product is annotated as trafficking regulator of GLUT4 (SLC2A4) 1. The record is from RefSeq and is a predicted model, not a curated record. Lineage: Eukaryota; Metazoa; Chordata; Mammalia; Rodentia; Heteromyidae. The coding region runs from base 407 to 940 and encodes 177 amino acids. The transcript is spliced from 3 exons. Gene Ontology annotation, cellular component: membrane.